Messenger RNA from Carica papaya (papaya), 1878 nucleotides. The record is from RefSeq and is a predicted model, not a curated record. Lineage: Eukaryota; Viridiplantae; Streptophyta; Magnoliopsida; Brassicales; Caricaceae.
CAACAAAUCCUUACUCUGCAACGAAAGCUGGGGCGGAAAUGCUUGUUAUGGCUUAUGGUAGAUCGUAUGGGUUGCCUGUAAUAACGACCCGUGGAAAUAAUGUUUAUGGGCCUAAUCAAUUUCCAGAAAAAUUGAUUCCAAAGUUCAUCCUCUUGGCCAUGAGGGGGAAGUCUCUUCCAAUUCAUGGAGAUGGAUCAAAUGUGCGGAGUUAUCUGUAUUGUGAGGAUGUUGCUGAGGCAUUUGAAGUCAUUCUUCACAAGGGUGAAGUUGGUCAUGUAUACAAUAUUGGGACAAAGAAGGAGAGGAGAGUGAUUGAUGUGGCUAAAGAUAUAUGCAAACUUUUUGGUAUGGACCCUGAGGAUAGCAUUAAGUUUGUAGAGAACAGACCAUUUAAUGAUCAGAGGUACUUCCUAGAUGAUCAGAAGCUAAAGAAUUUGGGUUGGUCAGAACGAACCACCUGGGAUGAGGGAUUGAAAAAGACUAUGGAAUGGUAUACCCAAAAUCCUGAUUGGUGGGGUGAUGUCUCUGGGGCUCUGCUUCCUCAUCCAAGAAUGUUAAUGAUGCCUGGUGGGAGGCAUUUUGAUGGUUCUGAAGAUAACAAAGCAGAAUCUUAUGUCUCCAAUAAUCCUAAUCAAACCCGGAUGGUGGUUCCAACCUCUAAAACCAGUGGCUCCCCUCGAAAACCAUCUUACAAGUUCCUGAUAUAUGGAAGGACUGGGUGGAUUGGGGGUCUACUCGGACAGUUGUGUGAGAAGCAGGGGAUUCCCUUUGAAUAUGGAAAAGGACGUUUGGAGGAUCGGUCAUCAAUCAUGGCAGAUAUUCAGAACAUUAAGCCCACCCAAGUUCUUAAUGCUGCUGGUGUGACUGGAAGACCAAAUGUUGACUGGUGUGAAUCUCACAAAACCGAGACUGUUCGUACUAAUGUUGCUGGGACAUUGACUCUGGCAGAUGUCUGCAGGGAGCAUGGACUCCUAGUCUUGAAUUUUGCUACCGGCUGUAUAUUUGAGUAUGAUGCUGCACAUCCUGAGGGUUCAGGCAUUGGUUUCAAAGAGGAAGACAAGCCAAACUUUACUGGUUCUUUCUAUUCAAAAACCAAAGCUAUGGUUGAGGAGCUCUUGAAAGAGUAUGAUAAUGUGUGUACUCUCAGAGUACGGAUGCCGAUAUCAUCUGAUCUGAAAAACCCACGAAACUUCAUAACCAAGAUAUCUCGCUAUAACAAAGUGGUCAAUAUUCCAAACAGCAUGACCGUGUUGGAUGAACUUCUACCUAUUUCAAUUGAGAUGGCAAAGAGGAACUUGAGGGGUAUUUGGAACUUCACUAAUCCUGGAGUUGUAAGCCAUAACGAGAUCCUGGAGAUGUACAAGAGUUACAUUGAUCCCGACUUCAAAUGGGUGAAUUUCACACUGGAAGAGCAGGCCAAGGUCAUUGUUGCACCACGAAGCAACAAUGAGUUGGAUGCAUCCAAAUUGAAGAAAGAGUUUCCUGAGUUGCUAUCCAUCAAGGAGUCGCUGAUCAAGUACGUGUUUGAACCCAACAAGAGAACGUAAGCACAUUGAGAGCAGUUUUGUGCACUUCAUUUUUAUACAUGGCGCCAAUUAUUACUGUCAUAAUGUUCUCAUCAAGUUCACUGAUAGCUUUUGACUUCAUCGUGGCAUUUGCAUUUUAUUAGGAAGUACUAGACGUGCUUCUUUUGUUAUUUUAUUUUUAUUUUUGAGAGAUUGUAUUCUAGCUUAAUUAGCGAUCCACAAGAACUUCUAAUUGGUUCAUUGUAUUUUUUUCACCUUGAUUCAGAGGAACAUGAUGUCUUGCUGGACAAACUUUAGCUCCUGAUCAGAUGAUUAUAUUAUUAUCUCAAUACUACCAAGAUUUUUUUUUGUA